AUGUUAUUGAACAAGGUUCAUUUUGCAGCAUUAAUAACAUAUUCAACUGAAAAAGGUUCACGUCCAGUAUCAGUUGCCAUAGGUGAUUUGAACAGCGAUCAAGUGCUGGAUAUCGUAGUUGCAAAUUUUGGCAGUAACAAUGUUGGUAUAUUUGAAGGAUAUGGAAAUGGAACUUUGAAAGACCAAAAAACACAUUCAGUAGGGUAUGGUGGUCAUCCGAAUAAGGUCACUUUUGGAAAUUUUACUAAUGGUGAUUGGAUGGAUAUUGCUGUUGUAAGCUAUGAUACGGAUACUGUAUUACUUCUUUCAAAGAUUUGUUAA
Rotaria sp. Silwood2 is the source of this 321-nucleotide messenger RNA. NCBI's taxonomy places the organism in Eukaryota, Metazoa, Rotifera, Eurotatoria, Philodinida, Philodinidae. The record is from the annotation of a GenBank genome assembly.